AUGGCUCAAGUGGGACGGCUUCUUGUAAGGCAAUGGCCGAUGCUGCAGCAGCAUUCCUCUACCUUCCACCAUCUUCUCUACUCGCCUUUACUUCCAGUAAGCACCAAAACUGGUUCCCAUCGUUUCUCUUUGACGAAAGUGCACUUGGCUACUCGCGGCGUCCAUAAAUUGUUACGCGGACUCAGACCCUCCGACUACCAAGAUGCUAACAUCGGCAGUUCGGGUUCGGGUUCGGGUUCGGAUUCGGAUUCGGUUACAUAUAAGAGCCGCAACGAGUUGAAGCGCCACGCCCGCCGUGCGGUCCGCUGGGCUAUGGACCUCUCCUCCUUCUCCACCCCUCAAAUCAAACGCAUUCUCAGAGUGGCUUCUCUGGACCAAGACGUGCUGGAUGCUCUGAUUCUAGUGAAGAAAUUUGGACCUGAUGUCCGAGAAGGGAAGCGAAGGCAGUUCAAUUAUAUUGGAAAAAUGCUGCGAGACAUAGAGCCGGAUUUGAUGGAUGCUUUAAUUCAGGCUACAAAAGACAGUGACGAAAGUAAGCUGCAAGCUUUAUCUGGUCCAGAGACGUUGAGCAUUGAUGAUAAUGAGGAGGAAGAAGAAGCGGAAGAAACUGAUUUUGAGGAGGAAGAAGAUGGUUCUCACAUUGAUGUAGCUACCAGAUGGUUUGACGGUCUGAUCAAAAAGGACGUUCAGAUCACCAAUGAAGUAUAUUCAAUUUCGAAUGUUGAGUUUGACCGCCAGGAAUUGCGAAAACUUGUCCGUCGAGUGCAUUCAGGUUUGGAAGACAAAGUCAAUUCAGAGGAGAAUGGGGGAGCGAAAGAUGCAGCGAGAGUGAGUGCUGAAAAGUCACUCGCCAGGUUCCUUCGUUCCCUUGCUAAAAGUAGCCUAGUGAUUGAUAUGUGA
Prunus armeniaca (apricot) is the source of this 900-nucleotide messenger RNA. The record is from the annotation of a GenBank genome assembly. NCBI's taxonomy places the organism in Eukaryota, Viridiplantae, Streptophyta, Magnoliopsida, Rosales, Rosaceae.